GCACCGUCCCCUGUCGACCAAACGUGACAGCCUCAUGGACCUGGACCGCUUUUGACUUCGGCCCUCGGCCGACACUUUGACGGGAGGUAGACUUUUCCAAAUAAUGGAGCGCAAAUGAUAGAUUUCGGACUGUAGAGUACAGAGUAUGGGGUACGGGGUCCGGGGCGAAGUUGUCGCAUGGGUUGUUUUGGUGUCUGAUGGGAGGCCCUUCUUUAUGGGGAGUCUGCAAUACGUGGGCAUCCCAAAGAAUAUAUAAAUCACGCCAUGCCGCUCCCUCACACUCUCACAUUCUCUCAUUAUCACAUCAUCAUCUUCUCAUAACUUCGUCCCUACCUGGGGUUCUCACACAUUUGUUCUACACAACACCUCACGAGGCUGCAUUCAGCUAUAAUCGAGCAUGGCUGCUGAUUCUCAUGAUGCCGAUACAAAGGCGUCCGACGGAGAUGCUACCCACGUCGAUAGCAGCGCCGUAACGCGUCUGGCAGAGAAAAAAAACUCAGACUUCGCCGACCUCGUCGAGGAUGCUCAGUUGGGCACGGCCAAAGAACAACAGAUGUCAAUCAUGCAAGCCCUUAGGCUCUAUCCCAAGGCCAUUGGGUGGUCGGUUCUUUUGUCUACAGCCAUUAUCAUGGAAGGCUACGACGUCGUCUUAAUGGGAUCCUUCUUUGCCUUCCCUCCUUUCCAGGAGAAGUACGGUGUGCUGAACCCAGACGGCAGUUACGGACUCACAGCAGCAUGGCAAGCUGGUCUUUCAAAUGCCAUCAAUAUCGGACAAAUCCUCGGCUUAUUCGCAAACGGCAUUAUCUCAGAGCGUUUUGGUUACAGAAAGACAAUGAUAGGAUCAUUACUCCUCACAAUCGCAUUCAUCUUCGUUCUUUUCUUCGCACAGAACGUACAGACGCUCCUCGUGGGAGAGUUCCUCAUGGGAUUUCCCCUUGGUGUCUUCCAAACACUCACCGUCACUUAUGCUUCCGAGGUCUGCCCUGUUGUUCUACGGUGUUAUCUGACCACAUACGUCAAUCUGUGCUGGGUCAUUGGCCAGUUCAUUGCAUCUGGAGUACUAAAGGGACUCGUGGACAGGAAGGAUGAAUGGGCCUACCGGAUCCCCUUCGCUAUACAGUGGGUCUGGCCAAUCCCAAUUCUCGUGGGCGUGUUUCUCGCUCCCGAGAGCCCAUGGUGGCUAGUCCGCAAAGGCCGCGUCGAAGAGGCCAAGCAAUCUAUAUUACGAUUAACAGGCAAAAACGACCCAGAUUUCAAUGUCGAUGAGACGGUUGCCAUGAUCAUCCACACAAAUGAGCUCGAGAAGGAGAUUGCUGCAGGUACAUCUUAUGCGGACUGCUUUAAGGGCACAGAUCUUCGACGUACAGAAGUUGUUUGUCUCACAUGGGCGGCACAAAACCUCUCUGGGGCUGGUCUCAUGUCUUAUUCCACCUACUUCUAUGUGCAAGCUGGGCUUGCGACAUCAAACUCUUUCAGCAUGUCUCUUGGUCAAUACGGCCUCGGAAUGGUUGGGACGCUUUUCUCUUGGGUUCUAAUGACUUACUUUGGUCGUCGUACGCUCUACGUCGGAGGCUUAGCCUCACUUUGCGUGGUCCUCUUUAUAGUCGGCUUCGUCUCUCUUGCUGGCACUGAAAACGCUUCUGCGUCAUGGGCUACUGGCUCAAUGUUGCUGGUCUAUACCUUUGUAUACGACUCCACCGUCGGACCGGUAUGCUAUUCACUCGUUUCCGAACUUUCGUCCACUCGUCUUCGCACCAAGACCGUUGUCCUUGCAAGGAACACCUACAACAUGCUCAGCAUUGUCAACAACGUCAUAAUCCCUUACAUGCUCAACCCAACUGCCUGGAACUGGGCGGGCAAGGCUGGAUUUUUCUGGGGCAGUAUUUGCUUUACGGUUUUGAUCUGGUCCUUUUUCCGCCUCCCUGAGCCCAAAGGUCGCACCUAUGGCGAACUCGAUAUCCUGUUCGAAAGAAAAGUCGCCGCUCGGAAGUUCAAGGAUACUGCUGUUGAUCAGUUUCAAGGAGACUCUAAAGUCUUCGCAGAGAAGGCCAUACAUCUUGAGGAGGUUGAGAAAGCAUAGGGUCACUUCCGUCUCCAUUGGUCGGAGUAGAUCAAGGUACAAUAUGCACGGGAACUAGACUCUUUUGGAGUUACUGAAUAUAUAGUAGCGGUUACUCCUCAGAGGCUAAAACUGUCUAAUUUCAGAAUAAAAUUGUCUCGCAGUGUUGGAUGAUCUACGUACCUGCAAAUAUCAAAGUAGUUUAAUGUUAUUAGCGGA
Messenger RNA from Pseudogymnoascus verrucosus, 2278 nucleotides. RefSeq lists its product as uncharacterized. Bases 398 to 2080 code for a protein of 560 amino acids. NCBI's taxonomy places the organism in Eukaryota, Fungi, Ascomycota, Leotiomycetes, Thelebolales, Thelebolaceae. Gene Ontology annotation, cellular component: membrane. Gene Ontology annotation, biological process: carbohydrate transport; transmembrane transport. The transcript is spliced from 2 exons. The record is from RefSeq and is a predicted model, not a curated record. Gene Ontology annotation, molecular function: carbohydrate:proton symporter activity.